CAUGCUGCCCUUUCCCUCCCAAAAAGAAGCACUUUGUAUGAGUUGGAGUGGGUGCACAGGCAGAUUUGUCAAGUCUACAGUACUUAUAUUUUAUUAAUCUGUAUCUUUCAGUACUAUCAUAGACUGGCUUUCCACAACUAGAAGUUAAAAAGCUCCACAAAGAUCCUGGAUGACACUCUGGACUGACUAAGAAUACUGCAGGAAACUGAGGACCCUGAGCUGCGCUCGGCAGCCCCAAGACAAUGGCAGAGUGCACUCUGGAUGCCAAUCCGGCCAAGGUGAUCCAGAAUCCAAAGGCUGACAUUAACGACUCCAGUGAAGUUUCAGCUGAGUCUGCAUCGGUGGCAGCGGUCAAAGUAAGACCUACAGACUUGGGGCUGAUUCGAAGCUUGUCCAAGUCGGACUCUGACUUGUUGGCGUCACCACUCGGGGAGGAGGAUGGAGGUCUGGCUGGCCGCAGUGGAUCCGUGUCUAACUGCAGCUCUGGGCAGCCGUCCAUAGAGCGCAUGCCUUCCUUUGCCUCUGAGUGGGAUGAGAUUGAGAAGAUCAUGAACUUGAUUGGAGCAGGCAUUGAAACGUCCAAAAAGAAACAGCCCACACCAAGCUCAGAUGGGGCCUGUGGUAAAGCCCUGGACCAGCCGGUUGGAGAGUGGCUGGAGCACGUGGGGCUGCCGCAGUACGAGAGCAAGUUUCUGCUCAAUGGCUUCGAUGACCUACGAUUCAUGGGAAGUAACGUGAUGGAGGACCAGGAUCUCAGAGACAUUGGGAUCACUGACCCAGGACACAGAAAGAAAAUCCUCCAUGCGGCACGCAGCUUGCCCAAGGUUAAAGCACUGGGCUGUGAUGGCAGCACAUCUCUUGCCUCCUGGCUGGAUGGCCUCGGCCUGCAUGAAUAUCUGCCCAACUUUCUUUCAAGUGGCUACCGCACACUGGAGUGUGUUAAGAACCUGUGGGAACUGGAGAUUGUCAAUGUUAUUAAGAUUGGUGCCCUGGGCCACAGGAAGAGGAUCAUUGCCUCUCUAGCAGAGAGACCCUAUGAGGAGGCACCGUCUAAGUCCCGUCGUCUGUCCCCAAUUAUGUUUCAUGACCUCCUGUCCCAGACCACAUCUCCACUCAGUCAAAUGGACCCCUACACCAGUCGCUCCAUGGACAUGCUCCUGCCCUUGACAGAGUCAGACCGGAGGCGGAGAGGAGUUGAACAAGACUGUAGUGUUUCUCUGCGUUCAUAUAGUGAGAGGCCGCGCUCUGUAGACAGACAGAGUGAACGACACAAAGACUCUCGUUUAAACCUCCGGCCGCCGAGCCACUCUGCUACCUACGCCACGGUGUCCGCCUGGCAUCACCAGCCUGAGAAACUCAUCCUGGACUCCUGCGGGUACGAGGCAACUUACCUAGGAUCAAUGAUAAUCAGGGAUCUACGAGGGAUUGAGUCCACACAAGAUGCCUGUGCUAAAAUUAGGAAAUCAAAGGAUUCCAGAAAGGGCCCAGUUGUCAUACUGUCCAUUACCUACAGAGGGGUCAAGUUCAUUGAUGCAGCCACGAAGACUAUAGUUGCAGAGCACGAGAUCAGGAACAUCUCGUGUGCUGCUCAGGACCCAGAUGACCUCUGCACUUUUGCUUAUAUUACCAAGGACCUGAAGAGUGGCCACCACUUCUGUCAUGUCUUCAGCACUGUGGAAGUGACACAGACCUACGAGAUCAUCCUAACACUGGGACAGGCAUUUGAGGUGGCCUAUCAGAUGGCAAUGCAGUCGAGGGCGAGACACUAUGUCCCACCUUCAUCUAUGGCCUCAGAGGUCAUAGAGACCAAAACCAGCCGUCCUGUGUCUCAGUCAUGGAGCAGCAUGCGGAGAUCAGCAAUCGACCCCCUGGAGAUGGACGCAGACAUGCAGUCCCUGGGCAGCACCACCUGGCUCUUGGACCAGCGGGAAUCCAACAGGCGCCCCGUCAGCACCAAGUACGAGACCACCAUAUUCUGAGGCCGGAUCCCCACAGCCGCCCCUCUGCACCCCCCUCGUACUUUCCUCUUCCCCCUGCAUCUGGUUCUUUACUCAUCUCUCACACACAUACAUAUAUAUAUACAUGCGAGCCCCGUGCCUUCUCACUGUGAUGGUAUAGCAUCCCUCAGGGCUGCCUACUCCUGCACCCUCCUUUGCCCUGCCCAGCGACCCACACCAACCUCUGUACCCACCAUGACAAACACUCCUGCGGCUCUCCCGUGCCUCCCCAACACCCCUGGCAGCCUCCCUCGCCUGUUGCUGCUGCCGGCGGAGCCCUGGAACGGAUGAUCCUGGACUGAUGUCAUUUUACAGUGGCCCUGCUCUCUCAACCAAACUGCCUCUUCCUCCUCAUCCUCCUCCUCCUGACAACUUGCAUCUGCCUCCAAAUCCCAGAUAGCUCCCAGAGGUUGCAUCUUUAUUAUUCCUCCUCUUUCAGGCCAUUUUUAAAAAUUGAUUCUCCACAGGCAAAACAAGCAUGUUCAGUUUUUAUUUUCAUCUGUAUCUCGACGCCACAUUGGCUUGAAGUUUAAUUUCCAGAAAGCUUUAAGUUUGUAAUAUUGAGUAAACUACAACAAACUACACAUUUUUAUUCUUAAUUUACUGAAUUAUUUGAUUGUUUGGUUGUUUUGCCUCAAGACAGUUAUUUAUUUUUUUUCUUUCUCCAUCUUUAGCUUGUCCUGUCUUACCAGGCAUCUACCACUGUGAGGCACUAUGAGGAGGCUGCUUUGCUAGCAUGGGAUGCAAGACGGACAAUUAAUCAAAACAGCAACAUGCAGCAAACAACCUGUUUUUUUUUCUACGCAUUUGUACAAUACUCAUAAUAACAUGAUGGAUCGGUCAUAAAUCUAUCACUGAUGUCUGAACUCAAACGGACCAAGAACUGAACCUCGCACACACACACAGGAGGACAAUUUUCCUACACCUUACUGAGGACGACAGCCUUACUCCCUUUCGGUUACCUAUAAUCAACUAAAGCCCCCCACCUUUCUCCGACCUUCCUGAAUACUACCGCCACUACCCAACAACUGCACGAUCCCCCCUGCUUCUAAAAGACUAAAAAAAGACAACACUUCUGAUUUCCUGGUGUGUUUAAAUUGACUGUGACUAGGCUGGGAUGACGACGCUCUUAUGAUGGUACAGUUUUGUCCAGAUGAGUCUCUGCUCUGGCCUUGUACUGCCCUGUUCUGCAGUCUCUCAGCACUCAUGGUAGCAACGAGAGACUGCAAAUCACAGCAUCUUCUUCUUGUCAAUUUAAAAAAAAAAAACACUGUGUUAAAACAUGGCACUAUCCCUUUUAAUACCUUCUUUUCUUUUCUUACGGUGCAAAUAGGACAAUUAGUGCAUUUGUGAUACUUUUUGAUAGACGGGGGUUGACUGAAAUAACUUUGGGAGAGAGUGAGCAAGAAGGGAUCACGAGGGAUCCCGACAUUGUUACAACCAGAGGCAAAAAAACAAAGACAAAUACCGCCCAAACAAUUACGCAAGCAUAUCGAGUGUACUGACAUCGGUUUCACAUUUCACAAUUUUGUUAAUGUAAACAAAAACAUCGCGAUUUAAUUCAUCUCGAGUAUAUUAAAGAGCCUCGAGCGUUAUUUUGGCGCACAUUUCCCAACAUAGCAUCUUAUUAUCAUGAUUACAUGGGUAGGUAUCCGUGCUGUUUCACACCAAUUUAGAAUUAGGUACAGUACAUGCAAAGUAUGUCACUUGCAAAUAAACAGCAGUGAAAAGAUUUAAUUUCACAACAUUAAAAGAGCCAAAUCUAAGUGUUGCUCUGGUGUCGUGUUAAUGCGAAUGGAUUUGUUAUGCUGAGAACAUGACACAGUUUUUUUUUUAAAAAAAGAAGAAUUUCCCUCCUGCACUGUGACUCAAAAAUGCUCGUUGUGGAGUCGACACGUAUCUGUGGGUUCUCCCCUGUGUGCACUAACGACUGUGCGUGCUGUAUGCUUUGUUUCUGUCUGUCCUCAUGGGAGUUUGGACUGUUACCGUUACAUCACUGUCCACUGUCCUUGUUUCUGUGUGCUGCAGGAGAAGUGAGGUAUUGAGCUCCUCUCCAUAAGACAGUGUGGCUGCAGACUGACUGUUGAAAUGUAGCUGGUCUGUGUGCGGUACCGUGGCUGUGUCAUUGCCACUCUGUUCUGACUGUUAACUGUUAGCUUCCACUGAUGAUGCAUGUUGGCAGUGUUUCUUUGUGUUUUGUACCCUUUGAUGCACUUGGCCUGAGCAGUCUUUGUAUGUACUGUAGCAGUGUCUCGUCUCUUCUCACUCAUCUGCCAUUUGCUUUUUAUGUUCCCUCUUCGUUACACACCAAUACAGCGAUUCAUCUUCAUCCCUCCACGUUUCCAUUGUCGUCAUUUCCUCCAACAUUUUGUCACGUAUGUUCUUCCAUUUUGUGUGUCACCAAGACAACCUGCUCUAGUAUGAAUGCAUAAUGUAAAAGCAUUACACUUUAAUGAGCAGCAGCUAUUUAAAGCAAGUUUUGGUGGCAUGUUAUGGCUGUGCAUGUACCGGUCUUUUUAACAUUGGUGUUUUCCUUGUGUAGCUCACCCCAGCGUUCAAGUUUCCGGAUACCAAGCUGUGAGUUGAAGGGGAGCAGCCGAUCUGAGUGUGUUUGCGUGUGUUGAGUUUAGAGGGCAGAGCAGUGGAAAAGAGAUAGAGACAGAGAGAGAGAGAGAGAAAAUGAGAGGUAAGCCUUACGCAACAUGCAGGGCCAAACCAGCGCUACUCUGACAUUUAGAUCUCACUCUGUAUAUCCCCCUGCUCCUCCACUGCCCCUGAAAUGAAUUCCAACACACAGAUGAAAGGUAACCCACAUCACUGGCCAAACAGGACCGGUGUAUCACUCCUGUCUUGAGAGAGGUCAGUCAGUAAAGGUCAAGUCUUAUUUCCUGGCCUCCAUGUGACUUUCUGAUCUUGUCAUGUAGGUACUGUAAUGUUUAGAGCACUGUAGACCAUUAAUGAUAUAGACCAUUAAUGAGCAUUUCUAUUGAUUCAGGUCUAUUGGAGAUAGUAACUCGGAAUUAUUAAGGGUUAACAGAAAUGUAACAAAAUGUAGAGAGAGAGAAAAAAAAAAACUGUACCAGCAUACAAUGCUUUGCCCAUGUUUGUGGACAGAGUAUGGUUUGUCAAAGAAAA
Molecule: messenger RNA, 5132 nt
Organism: Morone saxatilis (striped sea-bass)
Lineage: Eukaryota; Metazoa; Chordata; Actinopteri; Moronidae
Gene: anks1ab
Product: ankyrin repeat and sterile alpha motif domain containing 1Ab
Exons: 13
Coding region: 243-1979 (578 amino acids)
Cellular component (GO): cytosol
Molecular function (GO): protein binding
Source: RefSeq, a predicted model, not a curated record